Molecule: messenger RNA, 1087 nt
Organism: Vitis riparia (riverbank grape)
Lineage: Eukaryota; Viridiplantae; Streptophyta; Magnoliopsida; Vitales; Vitaceae
Product: probable calcium-binding protein CML41
Exons: 1
Coding region: 40-600 (186 amino acids)
Molecular function (GO): enzyme regulator activity; calcium ion binding
Source: RefSeq, a predicted model, not a curated record
GCCAUUUAUUUCCAUGAAACAAUCUAUUCUUGUUUUCCAAUGGGGGCGGAAAUAGUUCUCAAACCAGCAAGGUGGUUCUCUAACAGGAGUCUCAGGUUAAGUCUCCAUAGGCGUUCACCCAAGUCCAGCUCGGCGUCAAGCUCUCCUCCCUCCCCUUCGUGUUCCCUUCAGCCGAAAGGUGGCGCAAAGGAGGAUGAGCUGAAACAAGUUUUCCGACAUUUUGACAGCGACGGGGAUGGAAAGAUCUCAGCACUAGAGCUUAGAGCCUAUUUUGGAUCCAUUCAAGAAUACAUGUCACACGAAGAGGCUCAAGCAGCGAUCAAUGAUCUGGACACGGACGGUGACAACCUGUUGGACUUUCAGGAUUUUGUGAAGCUGAUGCAAAGGGAAGACGGGAAUCAGGAGGAUCUUAAAAGGGCCUUUGAGAUGUUCGAAUUGGAGAAGGGGUCUGGGUGCAUAACCCCCAAAGGCUUGCAAAGGAUGUUCAAUCGCCUGGGAGAUGAGAAAUCCUACGACGAGUGCGUCGCCAUGAUUCAAGUGUUCGAUAUAGAUGGCAACGGAGUGCUGGAUUUCCAGGAGUUUCAUCAAAUGAUGGCUUAACAUCAUAUUAAAUAAAUCAAAACAUAAAAAGACACCUCAUCAUCGUACCUGUCCUUAUUCGGUAUAGAAUUGAAGAAAAUCGGCUUGCUGUUUUUUGUUGAUUAAGAAGUGUAGUUUGUAAAUAGAAUACGACUGUUGCUUUGCUUGAUAUGUUUGUAAUUAAUCAUGGUUUAUGUGUAUUGGUUUCUUCCCAAAAAAAAAAAAGAAAGAAAGAAAAAAAUGGGGGUGAUCAGGUUGUUGCAUGGUUGCACUCAUGGGUAGAGCAACAAAGUCAUAUGAUGAGAGGAGGCCCAUCUGUCCGGAGUCUCAAAACUGAAGCAAAGGUAAAGAAGUGUCAAUUUGGCUUUAGCUGUAAAAGAAGAAAGUGAAGCUAAGUUAAAGCAGCAGUGUCGAUUUGGCUUUGCCUGUAAAAGAAGUUUCACGAGUUCGCCGAUCUUUGUCAUAUAUAUUGAAUGGAUCUGUGGAAUCACGGACAGAUUAUGAUUCA